Adineta ricciae is the source of this 615-nucleotide messenger RNA. NCBI's taxonomy places the organism in Eukaryota, Metazoa, Rotifera, Eurotatoria, Adinetida, Adinetidae. The record is from the annotation of a GenBank genome assembly.
AUGAAUUCAACAACAUUUCCUAAUUUGGAUAACAACGAACAAAUUCGUUUGUUAUUAAAUUUACGUGAAGACAUCCGAGUUCUACUCUCAACGCAUUCCAAAGGCAUUUGGUUUCAGAUGUUACCGAAAGUUUUUUAUAUGCAUUUCAAUCGUGACAUGCCCCUGGAUUCAUUUGGUAUUUCUAAUCCAUUGUUCUUCAUUGAUUACAUCUCAGAUAUGAUUAAAUAUGAAUUACCAAACAAUAUCAAUGAAGAUGAUUUUAUUAUUGAAUUAGAUCUUCAACGAAGACAAAUAUCCGAUGCGAAAGCCCCGCGAGAUAUUUUAUUGAAAUCAUUAGCAAGUGCCAAUCGGGAAAAGCGAGGGGCAAUUUUACGAGAAAUUUGUAUCAUCGAUGAAAACUGCAAACAUCAGAAGGAAACUAUCCAUCCAACUCAUGAGCAAAUUGCCAAACGUUUCCAGAAAAUUCGUUCAAUGAUUGAUAUUUGUCUUCGUUAUCUACCCUAUUCAUCUCCUGAAAUCUCCUCUGAUGAUUUACUUCAACUUUAUCAUCAAUCGAAUGAAUUCAUUGCGAACCUCACACCGAUAAGUCAACAUUUAUCGUCAUUAGACAACUAA